Messenger RNA from Parasteatoda tepidariorum (common house spider), 3859 nucleotides. Lineage: Eukaryota; Metazoa; Arthropoda; Arachnida; Araneae; Theridiidae. The record is from RefSeq and is a predicted model, not a curated record.
AGGCGGGCGUCGUCUGUGUAGUUAAGAGAUGCCAGGGGGGUGGGAGGAGAUGGCUCACGCACGCCAUCCUCCGCCAGCCAAUGGCGCGCGCACCCUUAUGGGGGUGGAGUCCGAGAAGCUACUGAGAUUCUGAGAUCCAAACUCCUUCAGUUUGACAGUCCGAGAAAGAAGAAAGAACAGAAGGGCUACCUGUAAAUUUUUUGUUCUCCUCCGUACCGCUUUCUAACAGAGAGAGGGGGUUGUACCUGUUGCGAACACGUGCUAUGUUGGUGAGUGGAUUUUUCAUUUCAAGCCUCGAUUCAUAUCAGAUACUAACACGUUGAAUAAGGUAUUCUUCUGGAUGAUUUAAAGAAACUUUCUCCCUGUUGAAUCUGCUUACAUAAAAAGCGCUUUGUCGGAAAAAUGUUGAGCUCACUAUGGCUGACAGUCUGAGCUUGGUCUCGGACAUUGGAAAUAACAUGACAACAAGCACUGCAGAAGAAGACGACGGCAGCAAAUCAGCUCCGUCUCCAUCCAUUGCAUCAACUAAUCAGGGACCAGUCACGGAUUACUUUAAUGAAAACACUCGUAAAAGAAAGAGAUUAAGCGCAGUUUUGGAUAAACUUGCUACGCAGGUGGAACGUCGAAGUGUUGACUCUACAUCUUCAGAUGAAGGAGGCCGUACCAGUAGCAGUCCAAGCGAGAAUAGUGUAUUUUUACCAUAUCCUGAAAAAUCGUUUAGGGUGGACGAGGAUAAUGCACCCCGAUCCAAGAUGAGAGCUCCCCCGCAAAAACAGCUCUCCAUUGAUUCUGAAAUGAGCCACUGCGUGCAGGUGAAAUUAGAUUUGCUGGAUGUUGCGGAAAAGAGAGAUUUGGUUGCCGGACCAUCACUCCAAGGAGAACCCUCCCCUUUGCUUUCACCUCCAGAAGAAGGUGGGGGACCAACGACCUUCCCCGUUUGUUCUCCGCAGAAAAAAGUUCCGUUCGCACACACAAUGAGAGAAAGCUGCAGGUCUCCCACAGGUAUCUGUACCCCCCUGGUAAGGGGGUCGGGUGUUGAGACACCCCCCAAGGAGGAAGAUAUAGAAGGAGAUGAUGACGCUUUCAGUUCGCCUUCAGGCAACAGGCUGUCAAGUAAUCGCCCUACUCCGCUCCAGAUAUUGCCAUAUCCACCGGGACUCUUACAACCACCUCCUCGUCUUUCGCAUCCCAUCGUGAUCUCGCAUCAUCCUUACUCCGGAGAACACCCCGUUGUCAUGGGCAACGGGGCAUCGGUGGGGAACACCGCUCUUUCGCAUCACCUCAACACUAGUAUCCCGAGUUUUCCCAUCUGUGAUUGCCAUCUUUGCCGAAGAUUGGCCGUUCAGCCACCGGGCCAUCCUUUUGAUUGGGACUUUGACCAACAGCGUGCUCUUUUUCACAAGAUGAUGGCCACUGGUACUCCGAUGACUCCCGUGUCUCCUAUCACCCCUCCCUAUUCUGCCCUGUUGCAGAACAAGCUAGAACUGUAUUAUCGCAGAAGAAGCCAUUCAGAUUCGGACUUAAAACAAUGGUUAGCCGAUUCUGGAGUAACUGGAUCUGGUGGAGAUGCAUCGAGCCAUCCUCACCUUGGCUUACACCCCGCGAUGCCACCUCCGCCUCCCAGAGAAUCUCAGACGGAAAGUUUUAACUUUACCGCUCGUAAUGGAAGGCCAAAACCUUUGAACAUACCACAAAAAGGAGGAAGUUUGGACUCUGAUAAUAGCUCAACUCCUCAAGAUUCACCGUUAGACUUGUCAGUGAAAUCAAAUACUCCGGCUAGUUCUGAUUCGACGUCAUCAUCGACAACAUGCUUCCCCCUCUCACCAUUAGCGAGAGAUUUUUCGAGCGAAUCCCAAGGAAGCCCACGAGGUUCUUCGGGUGGUAGCCCAUUCGAUUCUCGGACACCACCCACAAUGAUGUCGUCAACUCCCAAAAUCGAAUCAUCUAUGGCUUCCCCAAGAAAUGUAAGCCCUGUGGUCGAGGUGGUUACGCCUGGAUCUGACGUGGCUUAUGUUUGUCCCAUCUGUGGUCAAAUGUUUUCAUUGCACGAUCGACUGGCCAAACAUAUGGCCAGUAGACACAGGAGUCGUCAACAAGCUGACACAACCACUUCUUCAUCUACAAAAAGUUAUAUGUGUGACGUUUGUAAACGCUCAUUCGCACGAUCUGACAUGUUAACGCGACAUAUGCGGUUACAUACUGGCAUCAAACCUUACACAUGUCGUGUUUGUGGACAAGUGUUUAGCAGGUCUGAUCACUUGAGCACUCACCAACGGACACAUACAGGUGAAAAACCAUACAAAUGUCCACAGUGUCCGUAUGCUGCAUGCCGAAGGGACAUGAUUACGCGCCAUAUGAGAACUCAUGCAAGGUAUGAACUGCCUGAUAGCAGUUCUAGCUUUGACGAUCCUGUUGCACCUAUGUCAUCGUCUUCAUCACCACCUCGCAUUAAAGGUAGUCCACCACCAUUGUUGUCUAUGGAAGAAGGCUCAUUAAAUCCGUCACCAGUUCAUAAACUUAGUGCCUUAUGUGUUCGCAAUCCCAGUGAAACAGGAUUAGGACAAUUAUCCAACCACGAAUGAGCAGUUAAAUUGUGGAAAUAGGUGAAAUAUUAAUAAAUAAUGUGAAGCGCGGACUUUGUUGACUGGAGUGAUUAUUUUUAGACUAUGUGGAGAUAUGAAAGGAAAAUAUUUUCUUAGGACUUUUGAAUGAAAAAGAUAUGAAGAAAAUAUAAAACUGUUAUAAGCGAAAUCGUGAUACUAAUAUAUAUAUAUAUUAUUAUAUGAACAGUUUUACUGAAGUUUUUAUAGAUGAAAAAUAGAAAUGGUGGAAGAAUAUUUGAAAUGUUAUGCAAAUCGUCAUAUAAAUUUUGUAUAAAUUUUAUUGCAGUUAUUUAAAAAAGAAAUGCAAUCCUUAAAAAUUGUUUUAAGAGCCCAUAGUAAUUAUUCCUUACUAAAUUAUAUUUUCUAAACAUUUGCUGUUGUUGAAAAAGUGUUAUCAAAAAUAACUCAUUUUAAAAUUUUAAUUUAAUUGAGGCUAAAUUUUUUUUCUUACUUCAUUAGCCUUAUAUUUAAAUAUAUUUCGCUAAAAUUUGGACUAAGAACUAUAUGGAUUAAUUAGUUUUAUUUAAAGGAUUUUAAAUUUAUAACUAAUUAAUCAAACACAAAUUUUGCCGUCUAUUUCAUAAAUUAUACUUUAAUGAAUUUAGUAAAUUAUUGCUAUCGUUAUAAUUUAAAACAAAUUAAUAUUACUUAUGCGUUUUUAUUUCUGUAAGUUUAACUAUAGCAAACUGAAAAUGAGUAUAGUUUUUGAUAGCCUUACUACUUUAUUGGUCAAUUGGCCAUCUUCUUUACAGAUUGCCAUACCUAACUGUGUCAAAUUCAUCCUUAAUGCAAAUAAUAUGCAUAUUUAAUGCAUAUCAAAUGCAUAAUAACACUUCCUUGUUGAAUGCCUCUCCCGUUAAAAAAAUCACAUAUUUUUUCAAAUGACAAAUACUUGAAGAUGUUAUGUGAAAAAUGAAAUCGAGAGCUUAGUGUAAGAACAUGUUAAGUAAACUUUUGUAAGAACAUGUCAAAUGAAAUUAGUGCAAAAACAUAUUGCGGAAAUUUAGUGCAAGAACGUGUUUUUUCAGAAAAUCUGAUUCAUAAUAUGUAGAAACAUUAGUAAAAUGUUGAUUAAAAAAUCCCUUGUUGAAAAGCUUGCCAGAAUAGUUUUAACUGCUUCAAGCAUUUUAUAAUCUCAUUUAACAUGUUUAUUCACUAUGUUAAAAACCACUUAAUGCAAUAACGUGUUUUUUUAAACAAUCUGAUUCACAAUAUAUAGAAACAUCAGCAAAAUGUUAAUUAAAAAUUUCCUUGUU